AGACCCCCAAGGAAUAUGAAUUUCCAGAAUAUAAAGAUUAAUUUAUUGUGUUGUAACAUAAUUUUAGUUAUUCUUACUUAUUUAUUUAUUUUUUAACUCCGCGUCUAGUGCAGGGAAAACAAAAUGUAUCGUUGUAUGUUUUACAAACCAAAUUGCGAAAUGUGUAUUACCGUUUUAAACCGGCAAGUGCAGCAUUACAAUACAUUCAGUCUGACUAAAAAAACACUCAGGCUGCCCAGUCCUAGUAGCAUACAUAGCUAGUAUUUCAAACAGAAAGCAAAUUAACAAUGUCUCGGGGGCAGUGGGAUUAACAAGUGCACUUUUUUUAAAUGCUUUGGAGACGGUCAUGUGAUUGGAACGUAACCCGACCGGAAAACACCGACCAUCGCCGCCAAUGCUGCGUUUAGAGGAACAGAGCAGCUGCAAGCUCAACGGACAAGUACCCGGUAACAAACAACAACAGCAACGCACAAAAACUAGUAGAAGAGCUACACAGAGCACAAGGUGAAGCAUGGAGCUGGCCAACCAUGGUCUCAUCCUCCUUCAGCAACUGAAUGCGCAGAGGGAGUUUGGUUUCCUAUGUGACUGCACCGUGGCUAUCGGUGAUGUCUUCUUCAAAGCACACAAAUCUGUUCUUGCAGCCUUUUCCAACUACUUCAGAAUGCUCUUCAUUCACCAGGACAGAGAUUGUGUCCGAUUAAAGCCAGCUGACAUACAGCCUGAUAUCUUUAGCUACCUCCUGAAUCUGAUGUACACAGGGAAGCUGGCUCCUCAGCUCAUUGACCCAGUCCGGCUUGAGCAGGGUGUGAAAUUUCUGCAUGCCUAUCCACUGUUACAAGAGGCCAGCCUGGCUGGACUAGGUGUAUUUCCACACUCUGAACAGCUUUUUCCGUUGGCCACUUCCCUCUAUGGCAUUCAGAUUGCAGAUCAACAGGCCGGCCUUCCCAGUAGACUAAGGUCGCCUAAAGCACUUUCCUCCACCUUUGAACCGGAACAGCUUUUGGAGGGUAACCUGCUUGUCUCUGAAUCCCAACAUGUCCAGUCCGUUGAAGAAGCAGAUGCUUCUCAUGCUAAUCCUUCCACAGCAGAGGUGCAGAGCUUGGAUGUACCUGCCGUCGAUGAAAAUCCUGCUGCAAACACGAUUCUCCAUGUCAAGCCCAGUAUUAUGAAGAGAAACUCCUCUUUUCGCAAACAUUAUUCAUGCCAUCUUUGCAGCAGCCGUUUCAACCAGCGGAGCACCCUGCGGGAACACCUUAUGCUUCACUCUCAGAUGUUGUUUCCAUCAGCGACCAGCCUAGUCGAGGCAAGCUUGUCCCCGAUGCUGUGCAACAGCGCUCCAGAACCAGCCAGGGAGCAAGAGGACGCGCCCAAGGGAGGAGGUGACAUCAUUAGCGACGGGGAGUUUCAGCGGGCCACUGAUUCCCCAAGAAUGGAGAGUCUGCAGCCCCAGGCAGAGACUCCGCCUCCCUCAGACAUUGCAGACAUAGAUAACCUUGAGAGCAUGGACCUGGAGCGAGAGGUCAAGAGGCGAAAAUACGAAUGCUCCACAUGUGGCCGCAAGUUUAUUCAGAAGAGCCACUGGCGGGAGCACAUGUACAUUCACACUGGCAAACCUUACAAGUGCAGUGCCUGCGGCAAAAGCUUCUGCCGUGCGAACCAAGCUGCCAGACAUGUGUGCCUUAACCAGAGCGCUGAAUCGUAUACAGUGGUGGACAAGCAUAGCAUGGAACUCUGUUCCAAUGAAGAAGGCAGCCAAAUGGAUGCCAUAUUCCUCCCAUCCAGUAGGCCAUACAAGUGUAACGUAUGUGACAUGACGUUCGUCAGCCCCAACGAGGUUAUCAAGCAUCUGUGCUUUGCCCAAAAUGCUCAGGUUUUCUCCGUGUUGGAUAACCAGCCGACACCGCAAAAUGAAGAGCCUCCUAAAGACAAGGGUUCAGAUUCUGGACACGUAAUUACAUCUAUCAAAACAGAUGACAUUUUAGCAGACUAAUAAUGGAAUAUUUUAUAUAUUUGUAUAUAAAUGUAUGUUUUUUUUUUUUUUUUUUUUUAAUAUUAAUGUGGUGUUUGCAUACAAUAAUCUCAGCAGUUAGCAACACACAUUGUGGGUUUGUGUCAGCAUAUAUCAUGGGUGUUUCUGUGUUCUUCUAUAGGGAUAAAUGUAGGCUUCACUUAGGCUGUGUCACCUGCGAAGCUGUUUGGCUAGUUAAUUCAGGGCUCAGUGAGAAGGGAUAGAAAAACAUUCUCAGUGCAGGCUGGUUGAAAACACAGGGCUUGAGUGGUAAAGAUGGAAUAGUGCACGGUACCUCUACGUACAGAUACCCGUACACUGCGUUAAUUCCUUUCCUGAGCACCAGUUUGUGCGUCAAAGCAGUAAUGUACCACCUUGGCGGAGGAGGGGUAGGGCGGGGGCAAUAAUGUGUUGAAAGAGAAAGUUUGACCAUACAUUUGAGCAAAGUAACACUAGCAGUGCAAGCACAGCUUCAGGCUGUGGUUUGAGGGCUGUUUUGGCCUAAAAUGUCAUACUGCAGCAGAUCCUCUCUGAGUAAGAAAAGGGAACUUCUGUUUUCAGUUAAAAGGCUGUUUUGAAAAUUUUCCUUCAACACGAUGAUACUGCUAUGGGAUAUGCAGGCUACCAUCACCAGUUUUAUGUUUAUAAGAGGAAAACUGCAGCUCCCAUAGUGCCUUAUUCUCAACAUCCUGGUCAUUUAGUGAAAUCACGACCAGCCAUAAAUGUUUUAAUGUAGCCUCCAUCCUUCAGAAUGUUUUGGGGGAUAAAAUGUCAUGUGCCAAUAAUAAUGUAAAGGACAACACGCCUUUUUCCAUGCCACUUUCUCUUGUCGGAUAAGUGCCACCACUCUGUAGUCAAUGGAGAACAUUGGGUGUUUAAUGUUGCUAGGACAGUGAAAUAUAAUAAUUGUGUUUUUGUUUAGUUUUUGUGUGCACAAAUAUGUUUUAUACUGUAAGAUGUCAUGCUUUUAGCCAAUGUAUUUCUCUGGAAUAGUUUUAAAAUACUUUUAAAAUAUUUGUUAUGUUUAGUAAACCUUUAUAACUUUAUAUAAUAUGCUAUAUUUACAUAAUAUUCUGUAUAGCAGAAAUGUAUGUUGCUUCUUUCAGGAACACAUUGUCUGCUCUUUAUUUGUUAUAUUAGUAUUUACACUUUUUUAAAUGGUAUUAGUUUUCUUAUUUGUUUGUUCUUAUUUUUUUAAUCAAAUAAAAUGGCAUUGGGGUUGUUGUGGUGGAAUUAUAAAUCAACAGACGUUUUAACUAUAAGAAGUAAUGGAAUAAUGCUGAAUUUGCAGUUUGCAUUUAUUGUGGAAAUUCAUGUGAUCUCAGCAUUGGUUGAGUUUUUCAGUAGUUGUUUUCAGUACAAGUACACACACACCUUAGAAAGAGCAGGCUUUAUGACAGACCAGUUAUGCCUGGAAUUUCAGGUGUCACAUUGUGAUAUAAGAUCAAAUGUUUCCAUACAAAGGAGUAUAGAUAAUAUGUGUGCAGUUGCAACUAAAACGCAUGAAAUAUUUACAGUUCGUUGAAACAUGAUGUGCUGUAUUCAGUCUUCAUGGUUCACAGUCCUGAAGUGAUCAAAUGCAACAGAUGAAAUACUUGAGUAGAUUAGGGUAUCUUUGUUUUGCUACAUUGGUAAAACUUUGAUCUCUGUUUUCAUAAGCAACAAUUUGAACUAACGUUUGUCUUCUUUACCUAGGAGGUAGUACAUGUCUUUAAAGCCAGUGCAAAGUAAAGUAGGUUUCAAUGGCGGAUGAGUGGAUGCAUAUAUUGUAUAGCAAAAACAUGGAGAUUAUUUUUCAGUACAUUAAAAUAAUGGUGACAAGGGAAAAUUAUUACAAGGUAACAUAUAUAUUUUUUAACUGGUUAAGAGCCUGCAAUAACAAAGAGAUGUUUAAGUAAUUCUCUGAAAUAAAGCCACUGAAUGGCUAUUCUUUGGCAGGGUAUAUUAUAUGCUAUAUUACCAGGUGUGUGAAAGUUUUCACAGUAGAUUUUAGUUUCCCUUUUUUACAAUAAUCUGUAAUUUUACACCAAGAUAAUUUGUUUGUUUUUUGUUUUGUUUUUUGUUUUUUUGUUUUUUUUUUACACUUAAUGCUGUAAUUAUGCCUUCUACUACAUUAGCUGUAGUACUUGAAUAGGGAGCAAAUCGACUGCUGUUUUCAAGCAAGUUUGGAAUUAAACAACCCAGCACACAUUGUGAAACAAAAUGAGUAUCGUGAUCUCUCUAAAGCUCUCAGGAAUUUAAGUGGUAUACUUCCAAUGUCUUCUGAAGUGCGGGUUCUGAUGAGCCUACUGUGAAAUUUUCACUGUCUUGACUCAAAUAAAAGUUUUAAUGUAAAAAAAAA
Messenger RNA from Polyodon spathula (Mississippi paddlefish), 4349 nucleotides. RefSeq names its product zinc finger and BTB domain-containing protein 2-like. Gene Ontology annotation, molecular function: DNA-binding transcription factor activity, RNA polymerase II-specific; RNA polymerase II cis-regulatory region sequence-specific DNA binding; protein binding. Gene Ontology annotation, biological process: regulation of transcription by RNA polymerase II. Lineage: Eukaryota; Metazoa; Chordata; Actinopteri; Acipenseriformes; Polyodontidae. The transcript is spliced from 3 exons. Gene Ontology annotation, cellular component: nucleus. The record is from RefSeq and is a predicted model, not a curated record. The coding region runs from base 512 to 1990 and encodes 492 amino acids.